CGACGAAGGUGGGCAGCCCGCCGCCACCCGCGCCCUGACAACAACCGACCCUUGCCGCGAAAGGAAACGAUCGCCAAGAGGUGAUCGAAGGCCUUUCCCCAGAUUCGCGUUAUCCAUCCGCCGCUUUGCAGGCAUCGAAUGAAUCGCUACAAACUCUCAAUUAUUCUAGCCACCGGCCAGAUGUCCCCCAACUCGCAUGCAAACCCCUGAGCCCCCGAUAGCCCUAGGUACGGACAUAUGUUUACGAACGGAAAGGAGGAUGAACGGAGAACCAUACACCCGGCUAUCUUAUCAGUCGUGCUCUGCUUCAAGGAUGCUGUAACAUAAAUAGCCCGAGCUGUAGGGGGAUCGCGGAUUUCCACAUCCUGUGUUCUGCCUCAAUUCACCAUGACCGACUACGAGAGCAUCGCGAAGAGCGAGCGCGCCCGGCUUGACGCGUCCAUCCCCGCCAAUCUCCAUCUUCCAUCUGAGCUUCUCGCGAAUCUGCCCAAGGACGUAUCAGGAGUACCGGAGACCUGUGGGCUACUCACCGAGGAACAGAUCCGUAUCACGCGGUUCGAUGGCACCGCGCUCGCGCAGGAGAUCGCCUCAGGAAAGAUUACCGCAGUGGACGCGGUGACCGCCGUCGCAAGUCGCGCAGCGAUUGCGGAGCAGCUCACGCACCCCCUGACCGAGUUCUUCCUCGACGAAGCGCUUGAGCGCGCUCGUCAGCUAGACGAGAUCUACAGGACGACCGGGAAGACCGUCGGGCCUCUGCACGGAGUCCCAAUCUCCAUCAAGAGCCAGAUCGACGUCAAGGGGCAUGACGCGCCUUCGUCCUUCUCUUCAUGGGUCGGGAAGAUGGUGGCGAAAGAGGAUGCGGCACUCGUCGCGAUCCUGCGCGCAGCAGGCGCUGUGUUCUUUUGCACGACGAACAUGCCACAGACGAUCAUGCACCUCGAGACACACUCAUACAUGGCGCGUACUCUGAACCCGUACAACACCGCCCUCGCACCGGGCGGUUCCUCCGGGGGCGAGAGUUCCCUGGUAGCGAUGAAGGGCUCGAGCUUCGGGGUAGGCACUGACAUCGGUGGUUCCGUCCGCUCACCUGCUGCGGCCUGCGGGCUCUAUUCCCUGCGGCCAACCGCAUACCGCAUACCCUACGGGGGCAUCCACGCUUCGUGCAAGGGCGCGGAGGGCGUCAUAUCCGUCGCGGGGCCCCUCGCGCGGUCCGCGCGCGACGUCAAGCUGUUCAUGAAGACCAUUCUCUCCGCACAGCCAUGGCUCGAAGACCCGCUUAUUGUGCAGCUGCCGUGGCGGCCGGUCGACGAGACGCGGAAACUGCGCAUGGGAUAUAUGCUGAACGACGGGAAUGUGCACUUACAGCCCCCGCUCCGGCUCGCCCUCGAGAAGGUCGUCAACGUUCUGAAGGAGCGCGGCGCGGAGGUCGGCGUCGAGAUGGUGGAGUACACGCCGUGGGAGCACAGGGAGGGCCUCGACAUCGUGCGCAGCCUCUACUUCGCGGACGGCGCGAAGGACGUGAAGGGCAUCCUGGCCGCAAACGCCGAGCCACUCAAGCCGCUGACGGAGUGGGUGCUCUCAAACCCGCUCGUGCGCGAGCACACCGUGAACGAGCUCUGGGAGCUCUGCGCGCGGCGCGACGCGUACCGGACGGCGUACUCGAGGCACUGGAACAGCUUCAACAUUGACGUGCUUCUGUGUCCUGUGGGCCCUGGCCCAGCGCCCCGCCACGACACUGCCAAGUACUGGGGCUAUACUGCCCAAUGGAAUCUGCUCGAUUACCCCGCAGCAGUGUUUCCGACAGGUAUGCGGGCGACAGGCGCCGAACCCUUCGAUGAGGAUUUCCAGGCGUUCUGCGAGGACGACCAAAUCAAUCAUGAUGCAUACAAGCCCGAGUACUUCGAAAACGCACCGCUUUCGCUCCAGAUGGUGUCGAAGCGGUGGAAUGAUGAGCUCGUCGUGGAUGCCGUGACGCGUGUUGACCGCGUUCUGCGUGGCUCGCUAUAAGAGCGAUGCGGGAACGCCAGUGACCGACCCUAGGCUCAACUACAAGGUGUGGCUGACCCGGAUUCGACUAGGCAGGUUAGGCGGUGUAUGUCGGUGAAGGAAAAGCAGCGCAAUUACCUGGAGCAAUGCAGCAACGAAGAACGAUCACCAGAUGUAAUAGUAUGAACGAGCAGGGUUCUCACGUCUAGAAGUAAAUGCAGGGUGAAUUGCAGUCACUGCACUGGCCUGGACUCGGAGACUGGUACCAGCCCACUGCAUGGUCGUAUACAUAGUCAGGAAAACUCCGCUCGAGAUGCAACGAAUGAAAGAUGUGGAUGACCACGGUGGGGAGACUCCGGCACCAUUCGCAUCGAGGGGGCAGAGGAGACAGCAAUGGACAGGACCAAGUCCAAGUUCAAAACUUGAAGUGAGCG
This is a messenger RNA of Rhodofomes roseus, 2420 nucleotides long. RefSeq names its product amidase. The transcript has 6 exons. NCBI's taxonomy places the organism in Eukaryota, Fungi, Basidiomycota, Agaricomycetes, Polyporales, Fomitopsidaceae. Bases 388 to 2007 code for a protein of 539 amino acids. The record is from RefSeq and is a predicted model, not a curated record.